GACGACGUACUAAUACCAGUUAUAAUUGUUCAUACAUAUACAUGUUAGGUCACUUCAAGCUGGUAUAUUUCAACUCAGAAUCGAAACAGAGCCUAGCUACGGUAGGUAAAGUAAAUAUAUAAAUGCACGAUUUCGACGUGUGUAAUGUAUCAUAGCGAACAGGCCUUUAUCAGAUAUCCAGAAGUCUACCACUAGGCCAUAAACGAUACAAACUGCAAAAAGCAAAACAACAUCUCUAUAUUAUUAUAAUAUAGUUUUUUUUUCGUCAAACCCUGUAUUUAUUUAGAAACUUCAAGUUAGCGCGCGCUUUGGUGCCGCUUUAUCAGAGCCAGUUCUCUUCUUUCGGUCGUGAUGCUAGUUUUGCCUUUGUUUAUUUACCAAUGCUAUUAGGAUGUCAUCCACGCCACGGAGAAGCCCGCGUAUGAACAGCGUCCAUUCGCGUCCUAUCCGCUGCUGUCGUCUGCUAUUGAUGCUGUGACAGCCAUAAACUAUUGAUUCCAAAUCUCUCUUCCAUCCAGCCACUUAUGUUCGCCGUGCGUUCGUCCGUUUGUCAGUCACGUUUUCCCAUGAAUUCUCAUAUUUCAACACUGACUGAAAGAAAUCAUGGUAAGUGUGGGUGUCCCCAGUUUCGCUGGGACUGUAACCGUCACCUGGAUGCAGCUAACGCUGUGGCCGUCGUCAUUGCAGUUAGCAUCACAACCGUCGAACAGUCGCAAGCAUUGUCGUAGUUGCUGACACGGGUUAAUUUAUAGGAAGCAUCUGAGCGAUAAUUGCUCGGAAAAACCAACUCCUCACUAAUCGGUGAUUGUCCAAGCUGGGGCUCAAUUUGCAGCAUCUUUUGGAGUAGUCUCAGUUAAAGCUGAAGCCGCCGUAUUUGCAGCAGCAACAUCAUUUGGAGGUAGGAAGCAGAGCCGUUCGACAACGUCAAACGUCCUCCUUUCGAGUGAAAGAACGACGGAGUGGAGGAGUAUACGUUCGUUCUUUCAUCUGCCAGUCGUUGACGUUGUAGUUUUCGGUGCAUUUGCGUGGUGCUGUGAAGUGAGCGAGUGUGUGGCCAAGCUAUCGAAACCUACGAACCGUCUUAUUGCUGCCGUUGCUGCAGGCUGUCAGUGCCUGAUUCCUGUAUAUUCCUCUAGUCUACGACGGGUGUGGUGCUGAUGUGUUGCGGCCUUGCGCACUUACCACUAAUGGGCGCACCCACACAUAGCUAAGCGUCAACGUCAAGGACUGCCAGCGUUGUCGGGCGGCCGGAGGAAUAGCGACAGUCAGCAAAGCAUUCCGAACUGAAUGUCGCUGCUGCUGUUGGCUACAAGAGCGGCUCCCGCGACAGCCGUGGCGCGGCUGCUAUCUACUGUGAUCAGCAUAUGUGGCGAGUCGAUACAACGACAGUAGCGCGCCUACGGAAGAUUUAAGGACUGAACGGACAAACAGACCGAUCAAUAGACAGACAGGCAGGCGGGCAGAUCCUCAAGCGAUCGAGUGACAAACUGGAGAACGAACAGACGCGAGUGGACAGGCUCGUUCAGAUAGAAGACACGGUUAUCUAAAACCUUUUUUGUUAUUCAAUAACUGUUUGAACCUAGUAUGAGCAUUACUACGGGCCGAUCGACGGGUUAACGACAGAGGCACAACUCCCCCUCAGUGUCACGAUUUCCAACUUCGUUGCCGUCGCCGUUACCAUAACCGAAACAGCAUAGAAACAAAAAUCGACAGCGUCAAUAAUAACAAGAGAAGCACUGUGCUCUACAGAAAAACAAGCGAGUCUUGACGAAGUCACAAAAAACGAAGCAGAAACCAAGAGGCGCGCGAAGCUAGUACGGGUAGCUUGCUCGCUGGAUAAAUUUCAAGAUGGCAGACGAAAGAGCAGCUUCCAAGAUGAAGAAGGUUGGCCGUGAGGCGUCUAUCCAAAUCGCCUCCGGUGGAUCAGCGGGCUUUGUUGAAAUCUGUCUUAUGCACCCACUCGAUGUAGUGAAAACGCGUUUUCAGGUUCAGAGCAGUGUAAGUGAUCCAGAACGCUAUCGAAGCAUCGCCGAUUGCUUUCGUCGUAUGAUACGCAGCGAAGGGUUUUUCUCUAUCUAUAAAGGUAUAUUCCCGCCGAUUCUGGCCGAGACGCCGAAGAGAGCCGUGAAAUUCUUCACAUUCGAGCAAUAUAAGAAGGUGUUUCGGUAUGGUACGAAGGACACUCCGGUUUCGUUGUCAAUGGCUGGUUUAUUCGCUGGACUUACUGAAGCGGUGUUUGUUAAUCCCUUCGAAGUGGUAAAGGUGCGCCUGCAAACCGAUAAGAGUAAAGUAUCCGAUCAAAUGACGACCUACCAAGUUGCGCGGAGGAUUCAUCGAGAGGGUGGUUUGGGCUUGAGGGGUCUCAAUCUCGGUCUGACGUCCACCAUGAUGCGCAACGGCGCCUUUAACAUGGUUUACUUCGGCUUUUACUUUUCGGUAAAGGAUGUUUUACCGAAGACAGACAAUGAAGCUGCAACACUUGCACUGCGUAUUCUGACAGGCUUCACAGCCGGAACACUGGCGUCAUGCUUCAACAUUCCAUUUGAUGUGGCCAAAAGUCGCAUUCAGAGUACAGGUCAUAUUCCCGAUACCAAGUACAAGGGAUGUUUGCAAAGUGUGGGCCUUGUUUAUCGAGAGGAAGGCUUCCGUGCAUUAUAUAAAGGCCUCGUGCCUAAGGUGUUAAGGCUUGGUCCAGGUGGAGCUGUCAUGCUUGUUGUCUACGAGCAUAUGCGGGAAUUCCUCGAGCAUAAAUGGCCCCCAUAUAAUUAAAUUGAAAUAAAUAGUGUCACGCCAACAUGAAACAUACACAUGUGGUGAUACCAUUGUAAUCAUCUCUUUGAAAAAAAAAUGUCGUAUAUUAGUUCCCAGAAAAGCCGGCUGGUCCUGUUUUUGGUUUAAUGGGAUAAUGAAACGCAAUCUUGAGUUGAAUGAAAGGACAUUCCACUUUUCUAGCGAAGGUACCUCGCUCAGUCGAGGGCCACAUUGUUAGUGCCCGGCGCUUGCUAGAAGCGUUCGGUUGGUUAUCUUGCAUGUGGAUGGGUUAGCUAACCGGCACACGGCUGAACACUCAGCUAAUCAAUGCACAUAGAGUUAACCGAAGGGAUUGGUGAAAGUGGUCCUACGUUUGUGAAUGAAAGUAGCCUUACAUUUGAAAUGAUCAAAAUGGGAAGAAUAGGGCAUAACGUUCGCAAAAAAGAUGAAAUAGUUGUUGGCUUUGUUCGGGAUAAACUGUGUUUUUGCACUUGGAAGAAUGGACCAUUAUUGGCAUGCGGCCAAGCUCAAUAAUAACUUUUCCACCUCCAAAGCAGACUUUUUAGUAUUCAAAUGUGUAUCUCGAUUCUCAAGAUUGCUUGUCUCGUAUACGAAGGGCUUUUUACCAUAUGUGAAUGUACCGUUACAGUAAGACUAUAAAUACGCUGGACUACUUUUAACAGUGCCUUUCUGAGGUCUAUUUUCUAGGUUGUAAGGCUACGUUCACCAUCACCUGUAUUUUGUUUACGCUAUGUGUCAGUUGAGGAAACUGAAGUGAGGAUAUGGGAUUUACACGAACAGUAACAUUCCGGUCAGCUCUCUCUAAUGGAUGUCUUUCUAUCAAAACACCUGCCUUUCAGGUGCAGUAUUACUUAUUUAGGAAAAGACGCUAUAUAAAAUGGAAAUUAGUCUUUCGUACUUUUUUUGGAAGGAUACCUUACCUAACGAGCAGAAGACAGUGUUUACGCAACAGAAGAUGACAAGAAUGAAUGAACGAUCUAGUUGUGACUAGUGUGUCCCUGGCUUCAUCUGCACCAUGAACUGUGGAUCCGUACUUGAUAGGCAUUUUUUUGCGAAUACCGCAGUAUGAUUAGUCAUUUUCUGGAUGAUUUCCUGUUCUCACUGAUAAUUUAAUUGUGUUCACUAUUAUUGUAUUUUGAUCUUUCUAGCUCUCAUACAUCCAGGAAAGACACGAUUGUAAUUAAUUGGUGCUAUCAUCGUCUAGGCACGUGUUACGCUAACUAGAACAGAUGUUGCAUGAUUGCACAUCGUGCCGAUGGCAAUAUUAAGAACUGCAAUGUCAUUUUUAAAAUUAAAUAAGUGUCAUUUUGUUGUUUAUAAUAAUAAACUACAAAAUGACAGUUACUUAAUUUUCCAUAAAUUUUAAUUCUGUUAACUUUAAUGUAAAUUCUGGCGACUUAAGUUGACUGGCGAUUUUUUGUAUGCUCGACAACGGGUUGGAUUAAGUUGCCUGAUUGACAGGAUUCAUUGACUGAUUAAAGAAGAACCUUAGAUGGUAAAGAACUUUUUAAUUCGAUAAUAGCAGACUGGCUCCUUUUGUUCAAUAUGACAUAUUGUACAGAGGGAGAAGGAGACGAAAACAGUGUGACUAAGUGCACACACCAAUAUGGCGACCGAUUUUCUCUACACGUAAAGAAGGCUUAUAAGUAGGAUCCGAUUGUGCAAUUCAUUGUGAAAUCGUAUUCAAAAGCUUCAGAAGAUCUUAUACAAUUUUUUUUACAGUAUAUGACAUUUACAUUAUGAACAUGUGAACUGAGGUAUUAAGAAAAAUAAAAUGGAUUGAAAAUCAUAUUUUCAUAAACAAAAGAAAACACGAAAAUAAACCCUAAGUCGACCAUGGUCAUGAUGAUAGCAGUUCCGUAAUAAUCGGAUAUCGCUAGUUCAAGGAAAUGAUAUAUCAUAUAGUAUUCGCAAUGACUGAGAUGUAGCCGCAUAGGUGACAUCAAUAUUCAGAAUUUUAAAACGUUAUUUAGUGAAUCCGAUCGUUGUCAGAAAACGCAAAUAAAUUUGCUUAUUUCUACAGUCUUCCACAAUUAAAUAGGCGACAUUGAUAUAACCUGAUGUAUUCUAAUGAAGUACGUUAAUAUAUAUUACAAAAGCUUAAGAAAUAUAAAUAUAUACGAAAUCACAAUUAACAACUUGGUUAUUUUCUUACUUAGAGGUUUGUAACGGCACCAAUCCGCUUCCACUUCAAAACAACCGAUGAUGGAACAUCUACGAACUGUACACGAAAUAGGAAACCUUUUUAUCCUAUAAUAAAAAAUCUGUAAAUUGGCUAGAUGACUAUAUAUAUAUAUAUAUAUAUAUAUAUAUAUAUAUAUAUAUAUAUAUAUAUAUGUAUAUAUAUAUACGUCUGUAAUGUGUGCAACAACGGUAAGUUCAGGCCUUAGGGUCAAGAGUGAAAAAAUAU
This is a messenger RNA of Varroa destructor (honeybee mite), 5182 nucleotides long. RefSeq names its product mitochondrial 2-oxodicarboxylate carrier. The record is from RefSeq and is a predicted model, not a curated record. NCBI's taxonomy places the organism in Eukaryota, Metazoa, Arthropoda, Arachnida, Mesostigmata, Varroidae.